AUGCUGCUCAACACACUACCAGAUAAUGUCUCGUCCCAAAUUUUGGAGCCGUUCGAGAAGAACUCUCAGCAGCACCUUCUUACAAAUGACUUGGAGAUCAGAACACGCAACAUGAUGAAGUGCUUUGCGAAUACCCCUGGUGCUCUCCCUCCGCCAAGCACCACUGUCCGUAGCGUUUGGAAUCUUACGCCUAAUGACAAAGUCGACACGAUGCCUAUGCCGUUGCAGGGAAAUGUUAUCUUCCUCCGCGCGCCACCAACUACAAUGGAGGCUACUUUCGCUGUCAUCAAUGAUCCUUCAUCUAUCAUAUAUGAGACUUGCACUCCUACUUCUCACACAUGCAACGUGGAUGAUGUUUCCUCGAACGACAUUGCUGAAGGUUAUCCGCCCAAGGCGGAUGAAAAGUUAUCACUGGAAACCAACGGUCCUGAGGAAAACGCAUUGCCUCCGAACGACCAGCGCCCCUCGGACGCCGAGAACAGUUGUGUAACGCAACCCGGCGAAUCCCCGCUCUUCGCGGGAGGGUUUGGAAAAAUCGUCGAUGCCAAAAUGGAAGAACUCCGAGUUCAUGGCUUUGCUUUCGUUGUCAAAAGUCUGCUGACCGCAGGAGCGCAGAGCGUCCAGUCAGCGCCGCUUGUUUCGAUGGUAGUGCAAACGAUGUUAGACAGGCUGGCGAAGGAAUCGCCGAAACAGAUGAAACGUUUCGAGAGAGCCUUGCGCGUGGGCGCUAUGGAUGUGUUUCACAUACACUGGAAACCAGACGGCGACUGGAAGGACAUAUGCUCUACAUCUGGUCGACACUCUGCCCUCACGCUGAUAGGAGUGAACAAGGCUGGCCUUCUGGGAUCGCUCUUUUCUGCUAAUGUCGUGACAGCCGAAGACAUCGCCCAUUGCUUGUCCAUACUAUUGGAGGACAUACACUUUGACCGUCUGAUCGCCAUACACGCCCUCCUCUUAUACGCAGACGACAGAUUAUGCAAACAACGAUAUCUGCCAGCAUUGAUUCGGCUCAAAGAAGAGUUGCGCGUUGUCGAUCCACUAACUGACUUGUAUCUGUGGGGUCCUGUGCCACAUUCCCAGGCCCUCAUGCAGGAUAUUUUCGAUACUAUUGAAGGCUGGAUGACUAUUCAGGCACACAAGCGCGAACAAUGUCGUGUUUUUGCAGAAUCACAAUCAACUCAGAAGCCUCCUUCGAAGGUUGUAGGGCCACGAAUGCGUGCAGAUACAAUGAGAAACAAAGCCUAA
Molecule: messenger RNA, 1245 nt
Organism: Suillus subalutaceus
Lineage: Eukaryota; Fungi; Basidiomycota; Agaricomycetes; Boletales; Suillaceae
Exons: 3
Coding region: 1-1245 (414 amino acids)
Source: RefSeq, a predicted model, not a curated record